This is a messenger RNA of Rhizopus microsporus ATCC 52813, 951 nucleotides long. RefSeq lists its product as uncharacterized. Bases 1 to 951 code for a protein of 316 amino acids. Gene Ontology annotation, biological process: proteasome-mediated ubiquitin-dependent protein catabolic process. Gene Ontology annotation, cellular component: nucleus. Lineage: Eukaryota; Fungi; Mucoromycota; Mucoromycetes; Mucorales; Rhizopodaceae. The record is from RefSeq and is a predicted model, not a curated record. The transcript is spliced from 7 exons. Gene Ontology annotation, molecular function: ubiquitin binding.
AUGGCAAAUGAACAAGAUAUAUUAAGCUUUUGCGAUAUCACAGGUGCUUCUGUUGAAGUAGCUAAUCAAUUCUUGGAGAUAGCUGAUGGUAAUGUUCAAACAGCAGUUACCCUUUUCUUAGAAAAUGGUGGUGCACCUGUCAACACGAGUGCCCAUGAUACUGCGACAUCAAGUAGAGAACCAGAACAUGUUGAAAUAAAUGAAGAUCAAGUCUUGGCUGACGAAGAAUUAGCAAGACGAUUACAAGAAUCUCAGGAAGUUAGAGCACCCAUUGCACCUAAGCGUGACAUUCUUGCGGGAGACGCUGGUUUAUUUGAUCCCAGUAUUGCUUGGUCAAGUAGCAGCAGAGAAAGAAAUGGUAUAAGUCGUCCAUCGAUAUUUAAUCAAGGCGAUUCAACAACAGGAUCUAUUGUGAACGUGUUUGAUAUAACAGAGGAUGAUGAUCACAGCCCUAGGAGUGUUUCACCUUCUGAAACACCUAACAGUUCAAGCCAUUCUAAAGCUAGAAGAUUAGCCGAUUUAUUCAGACCACCAUUUGAUAUCAUGUUUCGUGGCUCUUUUGAGCAAGCUCGAGAGACAGCCAAAGAAAACGACAAGUGGAUAAUGGUUAAUAUACAAAACCCAAGCGAAUUUUCAUGUCAAGUGCUCAACCGUGAUUUAUGGAGUGAUGGAUUUGUCAAAGAUAUAAUUAGGCAAUGGUUUAUUUUUCUUCAAUUUGGACAUGAAAGUCCGGAUGGUAGAAGAUAUUGCACAUAUUAUUCACUAAGAAGAUAUCCUCACAUUGCAAUCAUCGACUCGCGUACUGGCGAAAGAGUAAAAGUUUGGGAAAAGUCAUUGAGUCCGACAGACUUUGUGAUGGAAGUUACCGAAUUUCUUGAGGGUUGUGCAGCAGCCGAGGAAAAGGCAACAAUGAAACGACCCAAAUUAGCCAAAGAAACAAAGGUGAUAUAA